AUGAGUUCCAUACCUCAAGUUGUAGUUUCCGAUCAUCAUUCAAAUGAAUAUCCGGUCCACCGUGCCUCGACUGACGGUGAUGCGGAUGGUGUACAAGCAUUUACAGCAGCAAAUGUGGGCAAUCUAAGACGUCGAAGAACGUCGGACUUCAGCCCGGCAGAUGGGAGCACGAAUGCAGAUGACUUGCUCAAUAAGUUGACAAACCGGCUGUCUACAAAUUACCGGUUCAUCAAAUUCACACCUCAUGAGAAGGGCGACGGAGAUGUUCAGCACUUGUACAAGAAACAGGUUGCGUUUGAUGAUGUGAACAUUCUGUUUGACGAUGAUGACAUUCCGGAUCCAGAUGAUGAUUAUGGGUGGGAGAUUUACAAGCGCAAGCAUGGGAAUGUUAGACCUGGGUCGACUUAUAUUCGUGGGAGACAGCCUUAUUCAAUAGGCGAAAGGAUCAACUCACCUUCUCCGACGCGCAAUGUAUACGAGGAAUUGGACAGCUCUGAACUUGCAGAGUUGAGGCGAUUGGAGAAAUUAAAUGUCAAGUAUCCAACUACACCAAUUACAACUCGUAGGUUUUGUUCACUAACCCAACGUCACAAAUUGUACUGGCCAUUGUACAACUUGGAAUUGCUACCCUUGGUUCCCAUAUUGCCCCAUAGGACUAUACUUGUUUAUAUUAGUGCAAGACAGCAUACUUGGGUAGCGUUGGACUGGAUUAUGAACAAAUUUAUUGUAAACGGAGACAAGAUUAUUGUGUGUGCAACACUUGACCCCGAUGUGUUGGAGGCUGAAAGGAAAAAAGUGACACGAAGAAGCCAGCUUGCACUAUCGAGAUCACCUUCUAGAGGAAGAACCGAUCCAUUGGAAAGAUUUGAACAGAGAAACGAACCUGAUAACAUUACGCAUAUUGCCAAGAACCUCAUGGAUUACAUAUUUCAGGUUAUCAACCCCGAUGUUAUUGCUAGAGUGACAAUUGAGCUCGUUGCUGGCCGCACAAAGGAAGUUUUAAAGGACAUGUAUCGAUUAUAUGAGCCAAAUAUUGUGUGCACAGGAACGAAACCCAACAAGGCGUUCGGAGCUCCCUUGAGGUCAUGGCGCUCGUCCAAGUUGACUGACAGAUUGGUGAAGAAUUUCCCUCUUCCUGUCAUUGUUGUUCCCGCUGUCAAUAUGUGUGAUUUUGAAUACGCCUUACAAAGCAGGAUCAAUGGCACGAGUAUGGAGGACACUAAAAGUGCAAUUGAGGAAGAAGGGGAAGAUGCUCUUGGUGACGACGAGGGUGGCGACGAUGACAUGGAUAGUAUAGCAUCUAAUGAAUCACGUGAAAGUGACUCCUCAACAACGUCUACUGACUCGUAUGAAGAAAUUGCUCAAGUGUUUUCUACUCAUCAAAGAGAUAUUAAGAGGCAGUUGAAACAGCUAUUGCGGAAGCCAAUAAACGAAUCGUACUACGUCGACAUUGCCAAGGCUAUUACAGAUAAUUCAAUCGACCAAUGUUCUCAGAUUAUUGCUAUUCAACCAGAAAGCAGCGGCCAAGGCGCAAAAUUAGCGCGAGAAAUCACUGGAUCAAACUCUUUUGGAGUGAAUGCGUAUAGAACAAAGUCACUUUUAGCACAAGAAGAUGAGAAGGAGCGAGAGAAGAAGAACCAAGCUUCAAAGGAGCAAGGUCUAUCAUUCAAAGAGCUUAGUGAGCAAUUAAAGUUGAACAAGAUCAAAUCCAAUGGAGUAUCACCUUCAGCAUCGCCAGAAGCGACAUCCCCGGAGAAAUCCUCGCUGCCUGCGUUUGGUGUAAGUGAUGAUGGUGGUGAUCAUUCAUCGCCCCCACCACGAACUUUGAAGUGGGGUGGAUUAGAGGUUCCAGAUAAACAAUCGAAUUCUGGUCUUUCUUCAUUGCGUAAGAUUGUAUCCAACCCUAAUAAUAUUGGAGCCAGAAACGGAAGUCGAACAAGCUUGGAUCGGCUAAAGUUAGAGCCUAGGAGAAGUCAGCCAGAAGCAUCAAAGACCGCGGAAGCGGGGUCAGACGAUGAAGGUAAGAAAAAGAAAAAGAAGGGGUUCUGGAGGAGAUUCAAGAAAGAUUUAGGUUUAUAG
Lodderomyces theae is the source of this 2079-nucleotide messenger RNA. RefSeq lists its product as uncharacterized. The record is from RefSeq and is a predicted model, not a curated record. The transcript has a single exon. NCBI's taxonomy places the organism in Eukaryota, Fungi, Ascomycota, Pichiomycetes, Serinales, Debaryomycetaceae. Bases 1 to 2079 code for a protein of 692 amino acids.